AUGUCUGGUUUCCCUGACGAUAUGCCGGAGUAUGGCUUCACUACUGGUCAAGGCCAUCAAUAUCCGGACCCAGAAGCAAGCCAAAGCCAAAGUCUAAUAUGGCCGACCAACGCCCCAUUGACAGCGCAAGGCACUGGUGAUGUCGGUCUGGACAAUGCAAGAGCCGAGUUUGCUGCAAUGAGUACGGAACAGAGGAGACAAAGACGAGAGCAGGUAGAGGGCGCGGAUGAUAUCCUAGAUAUGGAUCUUGGUGAUGAGUCGGACGACUCUGAUCCCGAUUACCUGGAAUUCGGUAGAGGUAUUCGCAAAAUGCAGGAUGAUGUUCGCCAGGCUAGACAUCUAGAGAGUGAUUCGGAUGAAUCUGAUGACGGUCCGAUGAGCCGUAAGACUAAAGGAAAACGACGCAGUGCUCGAGGCGGUAAAGGUCGCAAGGCCGGUAUCAGAGGUCCUAGGAAAGCUGCGGAGCCAACUGGUGACAUCAAACUCCGUUUGGGUCAAGCCAAUCAAGCAUUUUUGAACGGACGUUGCGAAGAGGCUAGAGACAUAGCUUCAGAAAUCAUUCGGAUCAACGCAGAGACUUACGAAGCAUGGACUUUACUAUCCGCAUGCUUCAAGGAAUUGGGCGAAUACAACUCGGCUGUCAAGGCUCUGAUGAUUGCUGCCACUUGGAGGCCAAAGCAUCCUGGACCUUGGUAUGCCGCUUUAUACUUUGCUUUGAAUGAGACGGGCGAUCUGAGAUCGGAGUUCCUUAUAUCUGCGCAAUACGCUGCACAACAGAUACUCAGAGCAAAUUCACAAGAUCUAGAAGCUCGGAGAAUCAAAGCUUCCAUUAUGCUUGAGCGAAGAAACCUCAAUCAUGCAGCCAGGGAGUAUGAGAUCAUUCUCAAGCGUGCUCCUUUGGAUACAGAAGUUGUCCAGACGUUAGCGUCAAUUUAUGUUGAUCUGGGGCAGAUAGAAGUCGCCAUGAAACUUUACAUUAAAACCAUCAAUAAGUUCAAAAAAGCUGAUGUAGAAACUGACACAGUCUUGGUGACAGACGCCUAUGCUUACGUCGAACUGUUCGGUCUCUUGGAAAAAUACAAGGAUGGCAUCAAAGAGCUCAGGUCAGUAGCUCGUUGGUUAGUUGGAAGAAAGGGGGAGGACUUUUGGGAUCAAUUCAUCGAUGAUGAUCGAGAAUGGGACGACGAUGACAUCAGAAGAUCUGAAUGCCCUCAAUUUGAUGCCAAAACAUACCCGGUAGACACAUAUGGUCCAGGACUCCCCGUCGAGUUACGAAUCAAACUCGGGCUAUAUCGCUUAUCCCUCGGUCAUUAUAUGGAAGCUUUGCGCCAUUUUAACUAUCUCAAAACCUCGGAUUACAACGGUCAAGGCCUUAUUGAAGAGUUCCCUCACCUGUUUGAGGAGGUCGGGGAUAACUUGGCUCGAAAAGGUUAUAAUAAGGAUGCCUUAGAUUACUACCUGCCUUUGGCACCAGGUGCUGGUGCCGAAGGUGCCUCGCUCCAACUCAAGAUGGGGAAUUGUUGGCUUGCUGAGAAAGCCGAUCAAGAGGCCGAACUCUGUUUUCAAAAUGCAGUACAAAUGGAAGAGGAUAACAUCCCAGCAAGAAUGGAGCUCGCUAGAUUGUACGAAAGACUAAACGAGAAGGAACAGUCAUUCAUGUAUGUGAAUGAAAUUAUCGCAAUUCGACGAACGCAACGUCAAGUUGAAGAUCCAGAAAGUGUACCAAAGUCCCUUGAUGCUGCAGCUUCCAAAAAGCCGCGCAGGAAACAAACUUCUUUUGCAUCAAUUCGAAGACCACAAUCCCGUUAUGUGCCUCGCAGGCUCCUUCACCCAGCAGAGAGAUUAAAGGAAGAAGCUGCGAGAGCAGAGCAUCUACAGAGCCAGUACUCUAUCAUGAAAAUUGAGCUAGAAAGGAUGAGAGCUGGGGAUGAAACGGCUACCUUGAAGUGGAUGGAGGCUGCUGAAGAUCUUAUAGAUGAUUUUAGAGGGUUCAAAACCUUCUAUCCUUGGGAUAAAUAUGUCAAAUUUUUAGGUUACAGCAACGAUGAUAAAUUUCAGGCGGAGACAAAAUUAGAGACUGAUCUGACCGAAAUGGCUGAUCGUUUGUCAAAAAAACUCGGAGCAGACGCUGAGGACAAGACGAGUGCCACAUCUGCUAGCAUACCAGCUGAUUAUCGUGGCAUCUCCUUCAGCUCCUGGCUGGACAUCUUUCUCGAAUAUGCAAUAUGUCUCGCUAAGGAUGGGAAUGACAGAGAGUCAUAUGAGAUCUGUGAAUCAGCCAGGGACGCAAUUGUCUUCUAUCAUAAGCGCGAGGAUAUGUUUUUGAUACAUGUGUGCUGGGGUACCUGUGCUUUACUUUGUAACGACGAGGAGAUGUGUAUCAGGGUGGCAAGAUAUUUCAUGAGAGAAUAUCAGUUCACCACCGACUCUUAUAGAAUGUACGCGGCUAUAGCUAGGUUGUGUCAGUCUCCGGUCUCGUGGUACUGUUCAGGUCCUGAGCAAAAGUAUAUGCUUCGUCAAGUCAAAGCCAUGGAUUUUAACCUAGUCGACAAAAGUCGUCGACAAAAGGGCUAUGCCGAGAAAGCUGGCUACACGUCUCAGGACAAAAAUGGGAAACCAAUCCUCAAUGAUGAUAUGGACGUCGCUCUCCUCAUGUUAUAUGGACACAUUCUUUACUCUGGAACAAGCUAUGCCUAUUCUUUAAACUAUUUCCUGAGAGCUUAUGCACUCGACCCGAAUAAUGCUAUAAUUAACUUGAACAUAGGCCUUGCUUACGUCCAUCAUUCUCUCAAGAGACAAGCGGAUAACAGGCAAUUCAUGAUCCUUCAAGGUCUAACAUUUCUGUUCGACUACUACAACUCACGUAAACAGUCAGCGGCUGUCGAGGAGCGUCAGGAAGCGCAUUACAAUUUGGCCAGAGUUUACCACAUGCUUGGUGUCUCGCACCUCGCAAUAAAAUACUAUCUUCGUGUACUCAACGAGACCAAAGAUCAUGAAAGCACACGAGAAGAUAUCACGAUUGAUACUGCCCACAAUCUAAAAAUUCUUUGCAUGAUCACAGUAAAGUACGUCGAUCACGAAAACUCAAAUCGGGUCGAAGGCACUAUUAUAGUGGCCGCAGUGACCCUUCUUGAACUAGAUGCGCAAAGUGGGUUAUCCGGUUUCUUGGAGAGUACUAAAACGGCUGGCGAGUCGAAACCACUUACAAAGAUCAGCGCAAACCCCGCCACUGGUAACAAAUUAAAAAACAGUUACAAGCUGGUGGCGGAGUCUCUUGAAAGUGCAGAGUAA
Messenger RNA from Sclerotinia sclerotiorum 1980 UF-70, 3291 nucleotides. RefSeq lists its product as hypothetical. The record is from RefSeq and is a predicted model, not a curated record. Gene Ontology annotation, cellular component: transcription factor TFIIIC complex. Bases 1 to 3291 code for a protein of 1096 amino acids. The transcript has 7 exons. NCBI's taxonomy places the organism in Eukaryota, Fungi, Ascomycota, Leotiomycetes, Helotiales, Sclerotiniaceae. Gene Ontology annotation, molecular function: protein binding. Gene Ontology annotation, biological process: transcription by RNA polymerase III.